CGCGCUGCUGCACGCGGCGCGCCUGGAGGCAGAGGCGCGCGCGGAGCGGCCGCGGCCGGGCGCGGCGCUGUUGGCGGCGCUGGAGGCGCUGCCGCAACACAAGUGGCUGGUGGUGCGCGGCGCGGCGGCCUGCCCGGCGCAGGCGGCGGCGCUGGCCGACGUGCUGCUGGAGCGCCAACUGCGGGCGCAUGCGCUGCUGGAGGAAUUGGCGCCGCCGGCCGCCCCGGCGCUACUGGGGGGACUGGUGUCGCAGGCCGCCCCGGCACUACUGGAGAAACUGGCGCCCCCCGGCGCCCCGACGCCGCCCGCGCCGCCGCAGUCGUCAUGAUGCCUUACAAUAAAAUCUUUCGACUCGACUCCUUUUGUUUUUGUAAUAAAAUACCAGUCAUAUAUAUUCCCAUCACUGUACAAGUAAGAUCGUACAUAAUAAUUUAUUCAUUUAUAGACAAUGCAAAACUUACAGCAAUUAAACACGAUUAAGAACAAAAAUAAACAUAAGUAGCGGUGAACCAAUUCCAAUUCCUCAUGUUUGGAUAAAACGAAAUUAGAAAGAUGCAAAGGUUACAUGGAAAAAACAAAAUAGAACACAAAAAUACAGCAUAAUGGAGCCAGUAGAAAAUGUAAACUGCUUAGAAGAUAUCUGUUUUUUGCAUUAUCACUGUGUAUGUUACGUGUAUUCUGUUAGAGAUCCUUUUUAAAUAAAUAAAAAUAGAGUAUAUCGUGCGACGAAUAGUUGCAAGUGCAGUCGUACUGGCCGACUGGCCAAAGAGUAGGUAUAAUAAAUAUUGGGGAACGACUAGCUGACUAGCGAGUACCGACUCCGAGCGAGUAUCCUCGGGUGCAAUUCCUAAAUCAAGUCGCUUAUUCAACUAUUAUCCAAAUACUUAGAACGGAAUCUGUACUUAUACCUGGUGUGUGGCAAUAUGUUAACUCUCUAUUACGUAGGAACAGAUACAUACCUGACUUGCAAAUACUGGAUGUUGAUUUUCCAAUUGAACAUGGUAUAUAAAUCAUUGCCUUGAUUUAGAUGCUUCUACUUUUUGUGAACAAAUUUACUCUGUAGCAAAACAAAAAAUUUAGUUGUAUUAUCAGGCAUCGUCACAUCGUAUUAUGUGAUUAUAAGUAAGAAACAGCCAGAACCACGUGUACGUGAUGCCUUCUUGUACCAUAUCUAUGGUUUCAGAAAUAUAAAGCUGGAUUAUCAAACUCUUUCAGUUCAGAAGUGACGCAAAUGUCAUGACUGUUAUUGACGCUGACUUUAUUAUGAAAAUGAGCGUAAUGUUUACAAGGCUAUUUGUAAUGUAAGGCGAGUGGCGAGGUGCGAUACGUGGCCGCAUAGUGUUUGUUCCCGAGCUGCCGACGGACGAUGCCAUGAGGAGCGCGCUGCUGGCCCUGCUGGUGUCGGCGGCGCUCGCCGCGCGCGAGAGCAGUACGACGAAUGCUUCAGCUGUGGCGGAAGAGAGGGAGGCUGAACAAGAAGACGAAAGUGACUCAGCUCCAUUUAUGAAGAAACUCGCUCUGCAGACCAAUAUUUCGCGCGUUUCAGUCAACAGAAUACUGAAAUAUGAUCUCAAGGAUAAGGCGUAUAGCCGUAGAAAAGUACACUUUUUAAACGAUCGCCUUCGUCAAUUGCGACGCGAACGUUGUCCAAUACUGCUUAGGAGACACGAUGCGAGGAAGAUACUCUUCACCGACGAGAAAAUCUUUACCGUCGAAGAAAAGUUCAAUCGACAAAACAAUAAAGUGUAUGCCAAAAGUAGCAAGGAUGUCCCACCUUCAGCACGGAAUGUCUCGCGUACUCAUCAUCCGGCUAGUGUCAUGGUAUGGUGGGGAGUUUCGUACGAAGGUGUCACUCAGCUUCAUUUCUGCCAACAAGGCGUCAAGGUGAAAGCCAAAAAUUAUCAAAGUGACAUUCUAGAGACUGUUGUGAAACCCCUGUCUAAUACCCUAUUCCAUAACAAGUAUUGGGUUUUCCAGCAAGACUCGGCGCCAUCCCAUAAGGCUAAAACCACCCAAGCUUGGCUGAAGGAAAAUGUGCCGGCCUUCAUUGCGGCGAACGAAUGGCCCUCCUCCAGCCCCGACCUCAACCCGCUGGAUUAUUUCUCUAUGGACUGA
Messenger RNA from Spodoptera littoralis (African cotton leafworm), 2115 nucleotides. The record is from the annotation of a GenBank genome assembly. NCBI's taxonomy places the organism in Eukaryota, Metazoa, Arthropoda, Insecta, Lepidoptera, Noctuidae.